UCAACCGAAGGCGAACCAUGUGUGGCACACUGGAUUACCUUCCACCUGAGAUGGUGGAGAGUAUAGAACAUGAUGCGAGCGUGGAUAUAUGGAGUCUUGGUGUCCUGUGCUAUGAGUUUCUAUAUGGAGUCCCCCCUUUUGAGGCUAAAGAACAUUCUGAUACUUAUAGGAGGAUUGUACAAGUGGAUCUCAAGUUCCCCCCAAAACCCAUUGUGUGUCUUCUGCUGCAAAGGACCUCAUCAGUCAGAUGCUGGUCAAGGACUCUUCUCAACGUCUACCUUUACACAAACUUCUUGAACACCCUUGGAUUGUUUAGAAUGUGGAGCCUUCUGGUGUAUAUAGGGGCUAAAAAAGCCCUAUCAAAUUCUUUGUAAUUUUAGCAGUCAUUCUUUGAUUGAGAGAUUUAAAUGGCAUACCUUCUUAACUUUUGCCUAUUACUUCCUAUGUUUCAAAAUAAAGGUUGUUUU
Messenger RNA from Arachis ipaensis, 467 nucleotides. The record is from RefSeq and is a predicted model, not a curated record. NCBI's taxonomy places the organism in Eukaryota, Viridiplantae, Streptophyta, Magnoliopsida, Fabales, Fabaceae.